Molecule: messenger RNA, 2171 nt
Organism: Trichosurus vulpecula (common brushtail)
Lineage: Eukaryota; Metazoa; Chordata; Mammalia; Diprotodontia; Phalangeridae
Gene: MALSU1
Product: mitochondrial assembly of ribosomal large subunit 1
Exons: 4
Coding region: 22-699 (225 amino acids)
Biological process (GO): negative regulation of translation; negative regulation of ribosome biogenesis
Cellular component (GO): mitochondrion
Molecular function (GO): ribosomal large subunit binding
Source: RefSeq, a predicted model, not a curated record
CCGGCCCGCGCACGCGCAGUGAUGGGUCCGGGCCUGCUACUGGGCGCGCGCUGCUGGGCGCGCGUCCUGCCUCUGCUGAGGCCCAGCUCCGGCUUGCGCUGGCUUGGCACGAGGGCCUCGCCUCCGCAGGUGCACAGCCGGCUGGGCCGGGGCCUCUCUCUCGCCUCGGCCGCGGGGGCUCGCGGGCUCCGAAGCGGAGCGCGGCGAGACCAGGCCGACGCCCUAGCGGAGCGGGCCGCUGCAGGUCACACCGGACCCAAAUUUGACAUCGACCUGUUGGUGUCUCUCUUGAGGCAAGAAAAUGCAAAAGAUAUUUGUGUGAUCCAGGUUUCUCCAGAACUGAAAUAUACGGAUUACUUUGUGGUUGUGAGUGGAACCUCCCCGAGACACUUAGAGGCUAUGGCCCAGUACAUAGUGAAGAUGCAUAAGUUCCUGAAAUCCAAGAGUGAUGCUUUUGUUCGGAUUGAAGGGAAGGAUGCGGAUGAUUGGCUGUGUGUGGAUUUUGGCAGUAUUGUGAUUCAUUUGAUACUUCCCGGGACCCGAGAAAUCUACGAAUUGGAAAAGUUAUGGACUCUGGGCACUUAUGAUGAUCAGUUAGCUCAGAUCGCACCAGAGUCACUGCCUGAAGACUUCAUCCUUGGAUUUCCACCAGAAGAGGAGCCUUUGGCGUGUUCUCCAUUAGAGGCCGAGAGAGAAUAAAAUAAGAGCUUUGAAGCAGCUAGUAUCCGGCAAUGUUAUUAUGGGGUUUUCUGUUUGGAUUUGCAGUGAAUUAAUCCACAGUACAUUUUCUGAGUCCUGUCUGAAGCCUCUGAUGGCUGCCGCUCAGGGCCAAGCACACUCUCUCAUGCACUUGGUGUGGAAAACUCAUGGAAAACAUUGAAAGCUUUGGAAACUGGGCAGUGGCAACACUUUAGGGACUGGCUGGACCUUUCAGACAAGUGACCUCAAACAAGAAGCAUGGCCUACAGCCAGGAGGGGAGUUUUCGGACCUCACUGGAGAUGGAUGAUUUAUGCAUCUAACCAAACUCACAUUUCUUCUGGUCUCUAAUCAGAGUCUUGUGGAAUCUAGCCUGGCUUGGAGGAGUCACUUCUUGUAUCAUUGAAAGAACUCUCUUUUCAGCUUACAGGUUUAGCACAGGGCAGAAAUGUCCUUUUGUUAAGGACUUCCCUGGGGAUCAUCUACAUUGAGUCUUCAUGUUUAUUUUUAUUUAUGGGGAGAGAAGAAAACUUCCAUGUGAAAAACAGGCAGCUCAGCUUAUGGACUUUCUAGAUUCGAUAUUGAUGGAAUGUGAAAUAAAAAAAAUUAACUAAUAGGGUUCUUAAUUUCCAAUUUAUAGUUUGCCCCUGAACCCGAAUUUAAGGCACCAUAAUUUUAGCUGUAAGCUUGUUGAUAGGAAUUUAGAGUAUGAUUAUAUUUAACCACUUCCUCUGAGUGCCUGUCCACAUUAAUGGUUGUAGAAUUUAAGUACUGCACAUUUUAGAGGAAGGUGUUCAUAAUUCUAAGCUCAUGGGUUCAACUGGCAGUCAGGUGCUUCUAGCUUGCCAAAUACCCCCUGGCCAAAACUGCUAGAGAUCUCUAGUUGUUUAGAGUGACAAAGCUUUCUUCCCUAAACAGAAAUGUUUGGUUAACAAAACAGAGAGAGGACACAAGCUGCAGAGAUUGGUCCAGAAUUUUAGUCUCCUCUGCCUCAAAAAAAGUCCUUUUUCCCUUAAUUAGUUUAGAAUACCAGCAAUGGCAUUUUUCUACCAUGCCUCGGAGGUGUGUUGUACAAACCACAACUGUGCUAUCUAAUCUUUGCAUUUUAAAGGUAAUUUCUGGCUUAAAAAAAAAGAGAAAUCCCUGCUGGCAUUCAACUCUGUCAACUUUCACACCAGAGUUACACACACACCAUGAGCCAUGGUGGGAGUAUGUGGGGCUGAGUCAGAAGGAAAAGACAUCCUGGAGGCAUCUGGAGAAGAGGAGCUGGCUUUGAGCUGGCCGUGCACCUAAGGAAAGCUUUCUUUGUCCAGGACAGACAGAUCCUAACCUGCACUUUGCCAGUGAAUGUAUCUUAUCUCCGAGCCAUUCCAGGACCUCUCUGAAUUCCAGACAGAAAAGUAAUGCUCAUUUGGGUUAGCUUAAAAGGCUAAAUAUGGAAGAAAAAAUAAAACCACAUACUAAGCAAACUAAA